GAGCGCGCGCUCUUGGUCUCCGGUGAUGCGCGCGGCUCUCCGCCUUCAGUCUCGUUCAGGACACACUGACUGUCUGCUGAGGUACAUCACCAUAUCUUCGUUUUACUGAUUUUUUUUUUUUUACAAUGUACUAGGAGUCCCAAUUAUAAUGUACUUGUUGCUUAGUCGUAGCAUUGUUUAUUUUGAAAGUAAAACUAAACUGAAAGUUGCAUUUAAAUGGAAAUGUUCUCAUUAAGUACUAAAAAAAUCAUAAAUAACGUAACAGUAAUAGUCUGUGUAUAAUGUUCAGCAUGUCUCCUUGGUCUCCGUCAGCAUGUGAACGCGUAAUUACUAGAUCAUUGUAAGAGCCGGACAGGUCGGUGUAAGAUGGCCAUUCACGUGGACGGACUGCUGGCCAUCGUCUUCUUCUACCUGCUGAUCCUGAUGGUGGGCAUCUGGGCGGCGUGGAAGAACAAGAGCUCGGGGGUCUCCGAGGGAGCUGACCGCGGAGAGAUCAUCAUGGUCGGCGGGAGAGACAUCGGGCUGUUCGUGGGAGGAUUCACCAUGACCGCCACGUGGGUCGGAGGAGGAUACAUCAACGGCACGGCGGAGUCGGUGUAUCUGCCCGGAUCCGGCCUGGCCUGGGCUCAGGCGCCGUUCGGUUACGCUCUCAGUUUAGUAGUCGGUGGCUUGUUCUUUGCGAAGCCCAUGCGGUCUCGGGGAUACGUGACCAUGCUGGACCCGUUCCAGCAUCUUUAUGGCAAGAGAAUGGGAGGCCUGCUCUUCAUACCUGCUUUACUGGGAGAGAUCUUCUGGUCAGCCGCUAUUUUGUCAGCCUUGGGAGCAACUCUGAGCGUGAUUGUGGACAUCAACAUCAGCAUGUCGGUGGUGAUCUCUGCCUUGAUCGCCAUCUUCUACACGCUGGUCGGGGGACUGUACUCGGUGGCGUACACAGACGUCGUCCAGCUCUUCUGCAUUUUCAUCGGUUUGUGGAUAAGCGUGCCGUUCGCCCUGUCCAACCCGGCUGUGUCGGACAUCGGCGUGACCGCGGUGAAGAGCGUGUUCCAGGCUCCGUGGCUGGGUCAGAUCGAUCCAUCGGACGGCUGGAUGUGGGCCGAUAACUUCUGUCUGCUUAUGCUGGGUGGGAUCCCGUGGCAGGUGUACUUCCAGCGGGUUCUCUCGGCUUCCUCGGCCAGUUACGCUCAGGUCCUGUCCUUCCUGGCUGCCUUCGGCUGUCUGGUCAUGGCCGUGCCGUCUGUCCUGAUCGGCGCUAUAGGAGCCUCCACAGACUGGAAUCAGACGUCGUACGGGCCACUUCCUCCAGUGGAGAAGGACGAGUCGGACAUGAUCCUGCCCAUCGUCCUGCAGCACCUCUGUCCUCCGUUCGUCUCUUUCUUCGGUCUGGGGGCGGUGUCGGCCGCUGUGAUGUCCUCCGCCGACUCCUCCAUCCUCUCCGCCAGCUCCAUGUUCGCACGAAACAUUUACCAGAAUGCCUUUCGCCAGUCGGCGUCAGACGGUGAGAUCGUGUGGGUGAUGAGGAUCACCAUCUUCGUGUUUGGAGCACUAGCGACCGCCAUGGCCCUCCUGACAGGCUCCGUUUACGGCCUGUGGUACCUGAGCUCAGACCUGGUGUACGUCAUCAUCUUCCCUCAGCUCCUCUGUGUGCUGUUCGUCAAGGGCACUAACACCUACGGCUCGGUGGCCGGUUACGUCUUCGGGCUGCUGCUGCGGGUCGGCGGGGGUGAGCCCUACCUCAGACUCCCUCCGUUCAUCUACUACCCCGGCUGGCAGACACGGCAGAGGGAGCAGCGCCUCACACCAGAGCUGGAGAACUUCGUGGAGCAGAGGUUCCCCUACAAGACGGUCUCCAUGCUGGCCUCGCUCAUGAGCAACGCUGCCUUCUCGUACGCCGCCAAGUAUCUGUUUGAGAGCGGCACGCUCUCGCCCAAGUAUGACUUCCUGGAUGCAGUGGUUUCCAGACACAGCAAAGAAACGAUGGACAAGACCACGCUCGUCACUCAUGACAAUAUCAUCCUGUCAGAGCUGGCUGCUGUUCGGCCGCGGCACGGAGGCUCUGUGGCGGGAACCUUUGUGAACGACGAGGCCGAGGGGAGCCCAGACUCCGGCACCGAGCUCCAGUAGAGACGGGAAUAAUCAUCACUGAAGAACAAACCCACAAGCUGUGCAAUACUAGCAGAGCGGAAACAAGUCAUACACUUACCAUUGACUUGACGUGAUUGAUGGUAUGUAUGAAACGAGCUUGUGUUUAUUCCUUUUUUCUGCUUAGAAUAUAACUGUAAUAGAGCAAUACGUUUUUAAUCCAUAUGUUCUUUUAAGGAGCUUUUUAACCCAGAAACAAACAUGAUGUCUUUAUUUACACACCCUCAAGCCUGGUACUCGAAAGUGCCAAUGAUGGUCCUCCUUAAUAUUAGCAUUAGCAUUACAUUCAUUACCUGCUCCUUCACGUUUAAAGGAUGAGUUCACUUCCAGAAAAAAACAUUUACUGAUAAUUUACUCUUCCCUAGUCAUCCAUGAUGUUCACGUCUUUCUUUCUUCGGUCGCAAAGAAGUUUUGGGAGAAAAGUUUGGGGGAAAAGUUUUGGAUUUCAAUGAGAGAUCAGACCCUGGAUAAGACUAGAUAAGACCCCCACUCCUUGGUUGGGAUCAUGUAGAUAACUUUUAACCCAUCAGCCUCCAUGAAAGGCCAUGGAGAAAAAUCCUGGAAUGUUUCCUCAAAAACCUUCAUUUCUUUUAGGCUGGAGAAAUCAAAACAUGAAUUAUCAGGAAACUUCUGGACGUGAACUAAUCCGUUAAGCAAGUGUACUGUGUGUUGUAUGGUGUUAUGCAAGUUGAUGUAGACACCUGAUAUAAAGUGGUUUAUCUGUGUCUUCUGAAGACGCACGAUAGCUUUGCUUGUGAUUUUAAGCCUCUAGUCACUUUCUAAUGCCAUUAAUAUUCAAGCAAGAUCCUGCUACUACUUGUAUAAUUUUCUUGGCUUUCCGGAGCUUAACAAUGUCUGUCCCUGCUUGCUUUUAUUGCAUAAAAAGAGCAAUGGAAUAAUGUUAACAUCCUGUUUGAUGUAAGAAAGAAAGCCAAAGCUGCUGGACGUACGCUACUUGAGGGUGAGUAAAUACUGACAGGGUUGUCAAAUAUUUCAAGCCCUAUAGAUAUAUUGCUUUAUUUAUUUAUUUUAAGGAGACUUUAGAUUUAAAUUCUAGUUUAAGCUAAAUU
Messenger RNA from Puntigrus tetrazona (Sumatra barb), 3209 nucleotides. Its product is annotated as high-affinity choline transporter 1. Gene Ontology annotation, cellular component: dendrite; synapse; axon. The transcript is spliced from 8 exons. The record is from RefSeq and is a predicted model, not a curated record. Lineage: Eukaryota; Metazoa; Chordata; Actinopteri; Cypriniformes; Cyprinidae. Gene Ontology annotation, molecular function: choline:sodium symporter activity. Bases 367 to 2121 code for a protein of 584 amino acids. Gene Ontology annotation, biological process: neuromuscular synaptic transmission; synaptic transmission, cholinergic; transmembrane transport.